Messenger RNA from Hevea brasiliensis (rubber tree), 1726 nucleotides. RefSeq names its product histone-lysine N-methyltransferase ASHH3. Gene Ontology annotation, biological process: regulation of DNA-templated transcription. The coding region runs from base 141 to 1265 and encodes 374 amino acids. NCBI's taxonomy places the organism in Eukaryota, Viridiplantae, Streptophyta, Magnoliopsida, Malpighiales, Euphorbiaceae. The transcript has 14 exons. The record is from RefSeq and is a predicted model, not a curated record. Gene Ontology annotation, molecular function: histone H3K36 methyltransferase activity; protein binding. Gene Ontology annotation, cellular component: nucleus; chromatin.
AUUUUUAAAUUAACCUCUAGGGAGUUGGGUUACAUUUAUUUUACUCGCUCUCUCGCUCUCCCCCGAUCUGCUCUCUCGCUCAGUCGCUUGGACCUGCUCCUGGUAAUUACAUUCAUGAUCCACAUUCUGGUUUGGCUUUGAUGCUUGAGUUCAUGCCUGCAACAAAAGAGAAUUUUGAUUGUGAUCACAAUUGCAUCAACCUUGCAUUCAACAAAUUGAUGAAGCAGAUAGGCAAUCCAGUUGAGUUUGAGCUUCCAGAAUGGUUUAAUAAAUGGAAGCCUACAUCCUACACUUCCAUAAAGCGCAAUAUAUAUCUCACCAAGAAAAGUAAAAGGCGGCUGGAGGAUGAUGGCAUAUUCUGUUCCUGCAGUUUAUCACCAGGUUCUUCUGGUGUCUGUGGUAGAGAUUGUCAUUGUGGGAUGCUACUGUCGAGCUGCUCCACAGGAUGCAAAUGUGGGAGUUCGUGCCUCAACAAACCCUUUCAACACCGACCUGUGAAGAAAAUGAAACUAGUGCAGACAGAGAAAUGUGGAGCUGGUAUUGUGAUUGAUGAAGAUAUUGCACAGGGGGAGUUUGUAAUAGAGUAUGUUGGAGAAGUCAUAGAUGAUAAGACCUGUGAGGAAAGGCUUUGGAAUAUGAAACACCGUGGAGAGACAAAUUUUUACUUGUGUGAAAUUAAUCGAGAUAUGGUAAUUGAUGCCACAUACAAGGGAAACAAGUCAAGAUACAUAAAUCACAGUUGUUCUCCUAAUACCGAGAUGCAGAAAUGGAUAAUUGACGGUGAGACAAGAAUUGGCAUAUUUGCAACUCGGGAUAUUAAAAAGGGCGAGCAUCUGACCUAUGAUUAUCAGUUUGUUCAAUUUGGUGCAGAUCAGGACUGCCAUUGUGGUGCUGUCGACUGCAGGAGAAAACUAGGGGUUAAACCCAGCAAGCCUAAGAUGUCUUCAGAUGCUGCAUUAAAAUUAGUAGCAUGCCAGGUGGCAGUGUCCUCUUCCAAAUUGAAAGCAAUUUUAUCUGGAAAAGAUGUUUAUCAGAAUGGAGGCUUGCAUACAGGGAGUUCACAACAUGCUCACAGUAAACAACAGAAAUGUUCUCAUAAUUGCAUUGGGGAAGUGAUUCAGAUAUUUCGUCCAUACAAUGAUAGAUCUUUUGGGAUGAUCAAGCGAUUUGAUAAGUAUUCAAGAAAACAUGCGAUAAUGUUUGAAGACGGUGCUGUCGAAUUUCUAGACAUGUCAAAAGAAGAUUGGGAAUUCGUAACUUUGUGAUCUAGCUCCAGGGCAAUCAUUUUGGUACAUGUGCCUAACAGAGCAGUGGACUUCUAGUGGCAGGGUUGAAAGAGGGUUUCUGAAAAUACAGCUAGUGGGUCCAACAGUUGAUCCAGUGGUCUAACAAUGGUCUGUCAUAUAUUCGAAUGCUAUGGCUCUUGUUGAUUGUGCCAUUUGCAAGAAAACUUGAAGCAUCAUCAGAAUUGCAUGCUUAGAAAUCGGAAGUUACUAGGGAACAAUAUUUUCCUAUUCUUGUAAUUUAUUAUUAUUAUUAUUAUUAUUACUUUUAAAAUUUUGUCAGGUUUUCAUUGGAAUAAUUUGAUGGGACUUACUUAUUUUCUAUGAUGCUUGUCUGAGGGACUCUGGUAGAAGGAUAUAAUACUCCUGACCAUAUUCCUUAACAUUUUUUGGGCUGUAUUUAUAAUAAUAUUAUUGUGCUUGGAUGCUUUGAAGGAGUAGAA